CGAAUAUGUCUGUCUCACCAAGGUUGUCGUCCGAGAGGCGUGUCCCGGAACGUAAAGGCAGCAUUCGGCCAAGAUGGCGUCGCUUUCCGCGUUCCGAGUGUGCCUUCUCGUCUCUUUCUCCGCAUUCGUGACCGUGUCACUGGGCUUCGGCCUGCCGGCUCUGUUGAACGCCGCCACGGGGCUCCUGGGAGUGCCGGAGGCGAACGCGAGCGAGUGCGUGGUGGUCUGCUAUUUGCUCUUCGCCCUGUAUGUCGCGACACCGCGGAUCCCCAGAGGGCUGGUGGAGGCGACGGGCAAAGCGGUGUUCAUUACAGGUUGCGACAACGACUUUGGUCUGGCUCUGGCCCAACAUCUGCACAAACUUGGCUUCACCGUCUUUGCGGGAUGCCUGCUUAAGGAUAAAGGCGGAGAGGGUGCCAAGGUGCUGGAGGAGUUCCACUCCGGGCGCAUGAAGGUGGUCCAGCUGGACGUGCGCAGCGAAGACCAGGUGAACGGCGCCGCCCGGUUCGUCCGAGACAACCUGGAGGACUCGCAGAGAGGUCUGUGGGCGCUGGUCAACACCGCUGACGUCUCCACGUUCGGAGGAGUGGAGUUCACCUCCGUGGAAGCCUACAAAGAAGUUUCCGAGGUCAACCUGUGGGGCACCAUCCGGGUCACCAAAGCGCUUCUGCCGCUCAUUCGCCGGGCCAAGGGUCGCGUGGUAAAUGUUUCCGGCUUGUACGGCCGGAUGGGCAAUAUUGCUCAGUCGCCCGUCUGCGUGUCCAAGUACGGCUUGGAAGCGUUUUCCGACUGCCUCCGCUACGAGAUGAAGUCGUGGGGCGUCAAGGUGUCCGUCAUCGAGCCGGGGAAUUUCGCCGCCGCGGGCAGCCUUAGCCGCAAAGUCUUGGCCGGCACGGCCAACAAAUUGUGGGGCGAGGCCUCGCAGGACGUCCGGGAGGAUUACGGGAAAGGACGCUUUGAUCAGAUCAUGACACCGAUUCGCUCGCAGUGCAACGGCGGACACAGAGAUGCGAGUCCCAUGCUGGACGACAUCGCCGACGCCGUUACGUCCAAGCGUCCGUACGCCAGGUACAACGCCAUGGAGCCGUACUGGUGGAUCCGAGUGCAGCUGAUGACGCACCUGCCCGCCGCGUUGUCCGAUUUGCUGUACUUCUAAAUGGUGACAUUCCGGCUCAACGCCAUUCCUCGGAACUUGAAGCCUUUCACUGAUUAAGCCUUACAUUUCAAUCCUUUUUGAAAAAGUAAACUAUUGCACUUUGUCGGAGCCAC
Molecule: messenger RNA, 1269 nt
Organism: Hippocampus zosterae (dwarf seahorse)
Lineage: Eukaryota; Metazoa; Chordata; Actinopteri; Syngnathiformes; Syngnathidae
Gene: bdh1
Product: 3-hydroxybutyrate dehydrogenase, type 1
Exons: 5
Coding region: 74-1156 (360 amino acids)
Source: RefSeq, a predicted model, not a curated record